AUGAAGUCUGUGGCCCUGGGGACCCAGGGGCUGCCCCUGGUAUCGUUCUCUGCUCCUGGAGGCCGCAUGGUGCGAAAGGUUCGGUCGUUUGGGGAAAGGAUUGUGCUUUUCAUUCUAAACGACAUUAUUUUUGGAAGACGCGAGAGAAAUUUGGAUGAUGAUGACAUGUUUUUACCUCACUCUGUGAAGGAACCAGCUAAAAUCCUGCGGAGACGUGGAGCGGCUGUUGGGUUUUACACAACCAAGAUGAAAGGCAGCCUGUGUGGUGAUGGCACCGGUGCGUGCUACCUGCUGCCUGUCUUUGACACCGUGUUCAUCAGGAGGAAACACUGGCGCCGAGGCUUGGGGACAGCCAUGCUGCGGGACUUCUGGGAGACAUUCCCAGAGGAUGAGGCCCUGGGGGUCGGCUGCCCAGUGUCUCCUACCAUGUACCAAGCACACCCAGGAAAUUCCGAGGACGUGAGCCGUCAUGUGAGGACUUCUCAGAAUGACAGACCCAGACAGUCUGCCCCUGGAGACGGCAGCAAGGAGAGGAUGCGUGGAGAAGAACUGGAAGACGCAAAGAAUGAUCCAGAGUGUGGAGUGGAAAAGGAGGAUGCCGGGCUGGCGGGGCAGCCACCAGGCAAGCUUACAAGGCCCAGUCCCUGA
Messenger RNA from Nomascus leucogenys (northern white-cheeked gibbon), 648 nucleotides. RefSeq names its product family with sequence similarity 169 member B (gene FAM169B). NCBI's taxonomy places the organism in Eukaryota, Metazoa, Chordata, Mammalia, Primates, Hylobatidae. The record is from RefSeq and is a predicted model, not a curated record.